CGCACAAAAUCCGCCCAACCCGAUCCCCAUCGGAUCUCCCGCCGAAACUACCUCGUACCAGGCCCGCACGGAUCCCACCAUCCAGUCUCCACGCACGGCUUCCACCGGUCUCCACCCGACACGCCCGGAUCGAAUCCAAUCCGCCUCCACGCCUUCUAAACCCUAGGUAUCGCACGCCGCGGCUCCCCGCUCCGUUUCUUGAAAUGCCUCGCCGCCCGCGGGCGACGAUCUACUCGACGGAAUCGGAUGAUGCGAGUGCGCCGGAGUCGGGAUCGGAGGAUGAGGAUGACCUGGAUGACGAUGACGAGGUAGAUGGACAGGGGGCACCCGCAGCGACUUCGGCGGCGGGGUUAUCGAUCAAGCUCGUGAUCGACACCAAGUCUCAGAAGGUGCGGUUCGCCGAGGCCGGAAGCGACGUCGUGGAGUUCCUCACCGGCCUCCUGUCCCUGCCGCUGGGCACCGUCGUCGACCUGCUGACCAAGGAGCACAUGGUCGGCAGCAUCGGCAACGUCCUCGGCAGCGUGGAGAAGAUGGACGCCGGCUACAAGGGCAAGGAGCGGCGCCUCAGCCCGGCCGCCGCGCUCUCCCGCCUGCAGCUGCUGCUGAGCGCGCACCUCACCAACGGCAGAGCCUGCUGCCAUUGCACCAGUUCGAUGAACAAUGCUACCACGGGUGCCGCCGCCGGAACAUCCACGACCACGUACACUGUCGGGGACGACCUCUCGGUGAAUCCGGCUUCUUUUUUCACGACCAUGUCGCUACACUGGGCAUCACGGAGUUCUCACAAUUUGGCGUCAACAAGGAUCUCAACGCGCUGCAGGAGAAAACCGUGAAGAUCGGCAAGGAAGAGGCGCUGAGGAUACUCUCUGCUUCCCUCAAGUCCAAGACCGUGCUGACGGAUGUCUUCCUCAAGAGUCAAGAGUGAAGCCAUUGUCCAAUAAUAGUAAUUAAGAAUCAUUAUCGUAUCAUCAUGGUAGAAAAAGGACCUAUUUUUCAA
Molecule: messenger RNA, 997 nt
Organism: Triticum aestivum (bread wheat)
Lineage: Eukaryota; Viridiplantae; Streptophyta; Magnoliopsida; Poales; Poaceae
Exons: 2
Coding region: 204-833 (209 amino acids)
Source: RefSeq, a predicted model, not a curated record